GUCCAGAUCAGUGUCAUUGUUGUCAUUUGUUGCCAUUGUUCACUAUUGGGGAUACCUUUUCAUUGAUUGUAAUACAUGUAAUCGGAUUACAUAACCAUUAUUAUUCUAAACUAUAAUGAAUACAUUAUGUCAUAUUCUAUGUUAUAUAGUUUUAUAUCAAAUUCUAUGUAUUACAUGGAUUGGAAAAGUUGAUUCAGGUCAUUCAGAGAAACGUUUAUUAAAAUAUUUAUUUGAUCAAAAACGAUGGGAUGCCCACAAUCCAAUGGAACGUCCAGUUUCAGUAGAUGGUAAACCUGUACAAGUAUUUCUUAAAUGUUUCCUUAAUCAAAUAAUGGAUGUAGAUGAAAAAAAUCAAGUUCUAUCUACAAUCAUUUGGCUUGAUUUAAAAUGGUCAGAUUAUCAUUUCCAUUGGAAUGCAAGUGACUAUGAAAAUAUUCGACAGAUAAAUUUACCACCAGAGAGAAUAUGGAAACCAGAUAUUCUAUUAUAUAAUAGUGCUAGUGAAAAAUUUGAUCAAAUUUUUCCAACGAAAGUCAUUGUUAGAAAUACUGGGAAUAUUCAAUGGGUACCACCGGGUUUAUUUCAUUCUAUUUGUGAUAUUGAAGUGAAUUGGUUCCCAUUCGAUUCACAGAAUUGUAUAAUGAAACUUGGAACAUGGACUUAUCAAGGAAAUACAGUAGAUUUAAAAUUACAAUGUGAUAAUGAAACUGAAGAUGUGGAUCAACCAUGUCAUUAUAUGAAUGAUGUCGAUUUAUCUACUUAUUUAGCUCAUAGUGAAUGGGCUUUAGAAAGUGCUUCCAUUAAACGUAAUAUACAAACUUAUGGUGGUGAAGAUCAAACAUACAUUGAUGUUACCAUUUAUGUUUAUAUGCAACGUCGUGCAUUGUAUUACAUGUUCAAUAUUAUCAUACCAUGUAUGAUAAUGUCAAUGAUGGCAUUACUUGUAUUCACCUUACCACCUGAAGCCAAUGAGAAAAUUGUAUUAGGUGUUACCACUUUACUUUCGUUGACAAUGUUAUUACAAUUAGUAGCUGAUAAACUGCCACAAACAUCAUCAGGAAAUCCUGUACUUGUCUUAUAUUUCACAUGCACAAUGAUCCUUUGUUCACUUUCAUUGGUAUGCGCUGUGGUUUUGCUAAAUUGUCAUCAUCAUACAGGAGGUAUUGUUUAUGUACCAUGGUGGAUUGAAACAUUAAUUAAUAUAUGGUUAGCAAGUAUUCUAAGAAUUGAUCAUGAUCUAUCGGAUCCUAACAAUAAUAAUAAUAAUAAUGAUAAUCACCAUGGUGAUAAUACUAAUAAUAAUAAUAAAACGGAACCAAAUUUUAAAAAUUCUAAAGAAAAAUUAAUCCCUAGCGAAAACUCUUUUCAAUUAGAUCAAUAUGAUUAUGAUAAAUUCAAUCAUCAUAUACACCUUAAUCAUUCAUAUAAUAAUAAUAGUAAUGGUAAUGGUAAUAGUAAUGUAAGAAAUGCUACAGUUUGGUCCAAUAUCAUUGAUAUGAAUUCGGAAUUUCGUCCAACAAUUGUCAUUCAUAAAUCAUUCAAACAUGAUAAUAAUCAUAAUGGUAAUAUGAAAAAAUCUUUAUUCAUGAAUCAAAUCAAAUUGAAAUCUGAAUUACAAAGUAGAAUUCAACAAAAUUAUUUCAUUGAUCUGGAUCUGGAUUAUGAUCGUGAUCGUUGUGAUCAACAUCGAUUAUCAACAGAUUUAUUAGGUAAACCAUUGAAUAAUAUGCCUUAUCAUACCACUAAUACUAAUACAAUACCAGAGGAUAAAGGGAAUAGUCGAACAAAUGCAACUAGUCGGUUACAAUAUACAUGCAAACAAAAUUUAACUGAAAAGUCAAAAUAUUUCAAUAAAACAAUUCCAAGAUUUCAUUUAUCAUCAUCAUCAUCAUCAUCAUCAUCUAAUGAAUCUCCACAUGAUUCAUCAUUAUCUUCAUCACCAACACCACUACCACCAGCAUCGUCGUCGGCGGCAGCGGCGGCGUCGUCAUCAUCAUCAUCAAGAUCCACAGUAUUUUCAUCUCCAAAUAGAAUUACUGAUCCAAGUAGUUCUAGUCCAUUCAAACAGAAUCAUAAUAAUAAUGAUUCUAUGAAUUUUGAUAUAAUUCUAUUAAAAUUAAAACAAAUUUCUAAUGAAUUACGUUUUAUUACAUCCGAUAUGCAUAAUAAAGAUAAAGAGAUAAAAACAUCAAAUCAAUGGCGUUUAGCAUGUCGUGUAUUAGAUCGUUUAUGUUUAUUAAUAUUUACUGCAUUAAAUUUAUUUACUACAUUAGGGAUAUUAACAUCAGCACCAACUGUGAUUAAAGCAUUCACAUCAAGAGGUGCACCAUCACAAUCAAUGUAAUAUCUAUGUAUGUAUCUAGGUAUAUAUGUAUGUAUGUAAGUUGGUAUGUAUGUGUACGUAUGUUGUAUGUUUGUUAAUAUGUAUGUAUGUAUGUGUAUGCAUGCAUGUAAGUAUGUAUGCGUGUGGUAUGUAUGUAUGUGAGUAUGUAUAUGUGUGUAUGUAAGCAUGUAUGUGUGUGUGUUUGUAUGUAGUAAGUAUGUAUGAAUGUAAGUAUGUAGGUAGGUAUGCAGGUAUGUAUAUGAUAACUUACAUUGAGUACUUAACUUUUUGUUCCGUUUUUCAAUUUUUACACUGUUCAUGGAUUAUUCUAAGAAAACAAACUUAUGCUGGUAUUCUUUUCUUUCUUUCUCCCUCUCUCUCUCUCUGUGUGUGAGAGAGUAUGUUACUAGGGGGUUUUAAUGUUUACCAUUGGAAAUUGCUUUUGUUUUUCCCAUUGAUUUCAUUAUACGAUAUGAUUACAUAUUUAAAUGUUAAUACUUAAUACAUGUAAAGUCAUAUUACGAAAUUGAAUUACUUAUAAUGAUGUUAAUAUUUAAAUGGAUGUUCUUUAUUGUUAUACAAGAAAUGGUGUCUAAAUUUAAUCGAAUACUUUCAUAAUAUUUGAGAGCUGAGUUGUGAAAGUAUUGGACAGCUGUUUCGUUCUGGGUUGGGACUGACAUUAGUGAACGGUGGCACAAUAUUGUGAAUUGGUUGAAGUUAGACAUUAAAACCGUUCAAUGCCGGUUACCUCAAUCGUCUACAGGUUAAGCAUUCACUUGCGAGAUCGAAGGUCGUGAGUUGAAAUUCGGCGUGCAGAACUGUGGAUAUGCACUACUGAGGAGUUCCAUACUAGAAUGAAUUUAAUAAAAGAAAGAAACCUAUUAAAUAUAAGAAAUUUCGUCUUAAUUUGAUCGAAUACUUUCACAAUAUUUGGGAGCUGAGUUGAUGUGACGAUGUACUUGUAAAAUUUCAGUGAAUGAAUUUGAAGUAAAUCUUUUUGUUAUAUAUCAUUUCGUAAGGAAUUAAACGGUAGAAAUGCAACGGAUGAUCAAUUUAUGUUAUUUAAGCAUAGAACUGAACUGUUUUGUAGAUAGUUUUGACGAUUUUACGAAAGUACUUAAUAAGUCUUUUAAUUGAACGCUAGAUUCGGUUUCUAAGUUCUUCUGAUAAGCCCCAGGUUAAAUCUACGCAGUGACUUGAAGACGAGAGAAAAGGUGAGUGAUAUAGAAGAGAGGCUUUACUCCAAAGGUUCACUUAUGCAUAGAAAAUCUAGAGUAUUUAUAAUAUUUUUUGGAUGGUUUUGAGUUUCCGGUAAUUUCUGGAACCCUACCAAACAUAGUAGCAGUAUAGGUAAUCAUCCAAUCAGAAACGUAACAUGUGACUUUUCACUUUUCUUGUUGUUUCUGGCUAAACUUCUAUUGAAUGCUAAUUGGAAAAGAUGCUUCUCAAUGUGCUCAGAGCCUUUUUGACUUUUUUUUCAAAGAGUGUUCUGGAUCUUCUGAACAGCAAUUGAUUUGGAAUAUAUUCAAGCUAUGUAAAAAAAAAUUGAUUGUUGGACAUAUAUUUUAUCUUGCUUGAAAUUCGUCAGUUAAAUACACUUUCUUCUAAACGUUGAUACUCGAAAUGAAACUAGAACCUAGUGCUUAUUGUUUCAAAUUCCAACAAAUAACUUGUGGCGAUCAACUAACCUGGCACAUAUACUAGAUGAAGGCUCAUUAGUUUCAAUCCCGAAAUAAUAACAAAAAGAAAUUAUAACGGUGAGAUGGAUGACGUUAAGGAACGAUGAAUGACCUUGGAGCUAUUUUGGUGUUUGAAUAC
Molecule: messenger RNA, 4141 nt
Organism: Schistosoma curassoni
Lineage: Eukaryota; Metazoa; Platyhelminthes; Trematoda; Strigeidida; Schistosomatidae
Source: the annotation of a GenBank genome assembly